AUGCUGUCGACCCUUGUCUUCGCGCUUGCUCUGGGCAAGGUAUGCCUCGCGCAUGGAGACCAUGGAGACCACGGCCAGAAGCCCGUCGUUGACGAGAAUGCAAGCUGGAUGACCAAACACAUGGCUGAGGAACACCAUGCCGACACCUUCGAUGCCGGCUCCUUCUUUGCCCUGCACGACUACAACAGCGACGGCCAGUGGGAGCCCGACGAGAUCCUGAGAACCUACGGUCUCUUUGACGAGUCGAACAAACACGUCACCGAAGAUCGCAAGAAGGAAAUCGUCCGCGAGGUGCUGCGCCUGGCUGACAACAACAAGGACGCCGUCAUCAGCAAGGACGAGUUCGACAUCUUUAUGCUCGAGGGUGGCACGCUGCCCGACCUUGGCACCGGGCCCGGCCACCACGGCGACGACGAAUAUGAGUACGAGAUCCACCACUGGGAGCUCUACCACGACGAGAACACCAAGCUCGAGGACCUGACCCACCCCGAGGACAUCGAACACUUCAAGAAGCACGAGGAGAUGGAGGACGAGCAGGACCGCAUCGAAGAGCUCAAGCACCGCCAGAUCGUCGAGGAGAACAUCCCAAACAAGUUCAGGAGAUCAAUCUGA
Messenger RNA from Diaporthe batatas, 612 nucleotides. RefSeq lists its product as uncharacterized. The transcript is spliced from 2 exons. Lineage: Eukaryota; Fungi; Ascomycota; Sordariomycetes; Diaporthales; Diaporthaceae. The record is from RefSeq and is a predicted model, not a curated record. Bases 1 to 612 code for a protein of 203 amino acids. Gene Ontology annotation, molecular function: calcium ion binding. Gene Ontology annotation, cellular component: extracellular exosome; endoplasmic reticulum-Golgi intermediate compartment.